Messenger RNA from Morone saxatilis (striped sea-bass), 3662 nucleotides. RefSeq names its product SLAIN motif family, member 2 (gene slain2). The record is from RefSeq and is a predicted model, not a curated record. The transcript is spliced from 9 exons. Bases 233 to 2074 code for a protein of 613 amino acids. Gene Ontology annotation, biological process: positive regulation of microtubule polymerization; cytoplasmic microtubule organization; microtubule nucleation. Gene Ontology annotation, cellular component: microtubule plus-end. Lineage: Eukaryota; Metazoa; Chordata; Actinopteri; Moronidae.
GGUCUUUCACAGUUGGUGACGAGUAUUAUGAAAAUGGCCUCGACCCUGCCCGUAAGCACGGUACACCGGAGAAGAUGACGAUGUUGAGCUUUUUAAGUCGGUUGAACACCAAAGUGUCUUCUUUGAACACGUAGAUAAGAGUGAAGUGAACAAGAACAAACAGACUCUGGGCAGAGAAACGACUAAAAAUACCACAGACCACCGCAUAUUUUCGCAGGGCUGCGGAGCCGCUAUGGAGGAUAUCAACUCAAAUAUCAACGCGGACCUGGAGGUGCGGAAGCUCCAGGACUUGGUGAAGAAACUCGAGCAGCAAAAUGAACAGCUUCGGAGUCGGUCUACGAUGUUGUCCUCGUCCGGAGCGAUGUCAGGGCACCACAGACCCCUCAGCGACGGAUACGACCCAUCGUCCCUGUCAGCGGGGAUGGCAGCCGGUCUGGCCGGCUUCCCUGGGGUGGGGUUCGUCGGGACGGGAGGCUACGGUGGGCUGCUGGAGAAUAACCGCUGUUUGAGCCCCAGACUGUCAUACGACGGUAUCAGCUUCAGGAGGGCGUAUGAAUAUGAGGGGGCAUCGGCUGCCGCCUCUGUGUCGAGUAUGAACUCACUUUAUUCAGACACCACCGGGGCUUUUACAGACGAAGGGGAAACAUCAAUCCUAGACGAAGUGGAAAUCUUAGAUCUCGAAGACAUGGACUGUCUACACGAAGACGAGGACAGCUGGCUAUAUGAGGCGAAACUGAACAGUCCCCUGCAGAAAACCUUGAGUCCUAUCGUGUGGUGCCGCCAAGCUCUUGACAACCCCAGUCCUGAGAUGGAAUCAGCCAAGCGCUCACUCAUCCACAGACUGGACCUCACCCUGUCAGCCAACAAGCGCAGGAGCCUGUAUGGAAGCCCCUACAACCAGCAGGGUUAUGGAAGUCCAUAUAGCACAAACGCAGCCAACAGUCCUUAUAGCAGUGGCUUCAACUCCCCCUCCUCAACCCCCAGCAGAGUGCCCAUAGUCAGACAGCAACUAAUGCCUGGGAAUGCAGUACACCAGCGAAACGCAGCAGCAGAGAGGAAUCCUCCAGCUAUAAGCCCGCAGUCAUCAGUGGACAGUGAGCUGAGCACCUCAGAGAUGGAUGAGGACUCAGUGGGCUCCUCCACUACAUACAAACUCAAUGAUGUCACUGAUGUCCAGAUACUGGCACGCAUGCAGGAAGAGAGUUUGAGACAGGAUUACGCAGCAACAGCAUCCAGGCGGAGCUCAGGUUCGUCCUGCCACUCGUUGCGGCGCAGCACCUUCAGCGACCAGGAGUUAGACGCACACAGUCUGGAGGACGAUGAGGAGGCGGUGCACCCAGCCUUCCACCUUCCCUCCAACCGUUUCAGCCCCUCCCCUCGACACUCUCCCCGGGCCUCCCCCAGGAAUUCGCCCCGCUCUCGCUCCCCUGCCCGAUCUAUCGACUACAGCCACAGCCGCGGCUCGCCUCAGCCCAUCAUCAGCCGCCUGCAGCAGCCUCGCCACUCGCUGCAGGGGCACGGGCACGACCUGCAGACCAACGUGGUGAAGAAUGAAGGUAAGGAAGAAAAGUUGCGUCGUAGUCUUCCCAACCUCACGCGCUCCUCGGCGACAACGGCCCAGGGCCCGGAGCCCGUCAAGAACAGCCGCAGCUGCGAGUCCAACCUGCAAGUGCCAAACGGCGGCUCUCCUCGACACCAGAGCCAGUCUGCUACAGCAGCUCAGCUUCCGAGAUACUCGACCCCUUCUCGCUCCUCCCCGAAACCCAAACAGCACCUCCAAAGCCCAACUGCCCUGCGAGUCCCCUCUCCCAGUAAGCUGCGAACUCCAGCCACCCCCUCCCCACUGGCCUUGAGGCAGCCAGUAAAGGCCACAUCCAACCCCGGUUCUGCCACCUCCACCCCCACCCGCUCCCUGGCUCCUCCACGCAGUGGCUUGCCCCGCCCCAGUGCUUCUUCUGCAGGAGGAGGGAUCCCUCUACCUCGCAGCAAAUUGGCCCAGCCUGUGCGCAGAUCUCUUCCUGCUCCUCGGACCUACGGUGGCGCAGGUGACAACUGGAGAGAAGGUUGUUACUGAAAUGGGCCAGCAGGGGGCUCUCCAAUCAAACUAUAAACACAAGGAGGCAGACAUUACAACAUGGCACUUUAUCUACCUAGAUACCUUUUACAGUGAAGAGAGAGAGAGAGACGGAGACUAUGUCCCAAAAAUAUAUAAUUUAAAAAAAGGAGAGGAUAGUGUCCACAUCGCGUCAGAGAGGACCUCCCAUCGUGUUUCUCUGUGGGCUCCGGCUCUGGAGGGGUUAGGCAUGUAGUGCAGACAGCCCAGAAAAUGCCAAAGAAACCAGCCCGACUCCAGCUGCGCCAGCAGAGGACACAUCACCUGCCUUGGUUUGACUGCAAUCAUCUGUCAGACAGUCCAUAUCACUUCAUUGCUCAGCUUUCCUCCCACUCCUCUCCCUUGUUCUUUUCCCACCUCCCUCAGGUUGAAAUGUUUCCACACAUUUCUCUCUUUAUGCUCUGUGUUUAACAGAUGUAGGUGAGCGAUCUCUAUGAUGAUGCUGUGCAGGUGAAAUGUCCCGUAAUGUUAGAAAAUUGUGGAUGUCUUGCAACAGUGAAAGCACCUCUGUGUGGGUAUGACAUUUAAGAAUCUUUCCUCUUGUAAAAUCAGCCAGAAUGUAUGCACAAGUUUGUUUUGGAAAUUAUUUAUUCAAAUUAUUUAAGAAGUCUAUGUCCAAACAUCCAUAUCAGUAUUUUGUUUUAAGAUUUAAAUUCUUUAAAAUGUACAUUUUGAACCUCGACUGCAAGCUAACUCUCCAAAGCCUUUUAUUGCUUUCAAAGUGUCAAAUCAGGACUCGUGAGACACCCGGGUGAUUAAUGACGCCCUGGCCAAAGCCUCAGGUCUGAUUUGUACCGCAGUUUGCCAAGAUUAUACUUUUAAGUGCUGUGAUUGGUCAGUUUAAGAACAGGUUGACAUUAUCUAUUGAAAAAGAAACAUGAACUCUAAAACAUAUUUUUGUCCCCGUUUACGCAUUCAACCAAUUAAACCAAGACAACUUUGAUGUGACUCAUUAAACAGAUUUCUGUCAGUGUAUAUCAUUCACGCCACAAAAAUAAAAAAGGGUCUUGAAUAAGAUGACAAGAUGAAAAGGUUUUGCUGGCGUUUACCUCUUGUGCUAUGAACAUGAAUCAAAUGGUGUGCCAGUGUUAGGGAAGCUGUUCUGGUCAUUGGUGUGGUGGGUGUUAUAAAAACUAGUGCCUAUAAUUUAAAGUUUCACUUGAGUUUCAACAUCAUGUUUUGUUUGUUUAUCAUUUUGUGCCAAUUUCUGGUUUUGCCAAUAUUAUUUGCCAUUUUGCAUCUCUGCUUGGUUGAUCUGCUUGCCUGUUUUUUUGUAACUGAAUCAAUACAUUUAUAAUUGCUUUAAAGUGUUUAAAAUGCGCCUUCAUAUUUAUAACUAAUUACUCAUUCUGUAAAUGAAACUAUUUAUUAAAGAGAGAGGUGCCUCUGUAGAAGCUCAGAUUCAGUGGGAAGCUACAACGAAUGUUGCAAAAAGACAUACCACACCUUUUGUGUGACAGUUUUUGUUAUUGAACUUUUUUUUAUAUCCACAAACAUGACAUUCAGUUUCCCUGUGUAAAUUCACAUUUCAAAUAAAAGCUGAAAAGUU